Maudiozyma saulgeensis is the source of this 777-nucleotide messenger RNA. The record is from the annotation of a GenBank genome assembly. NCBI's taxonomy places the organism in Eukaryota, Fungi, Ascomycota, Saccharomycetes, Saccharomycetales, Saccharomycetaceae.
AUGAGCAGCAAGUUGAAGAUAUUAGUUCCCGUCAAACGUGUGCUGGAUCACCAGAUCAAACCCCUUGUGAACGCAGCCCAUGACGGUGUGCAGACUCAAGGUUGUAAAUUUAGUAUUAAUCCAUUCGAUGAUAUUGCCAUUGAAGAAGCAUUAAGGAUCAAGACUCACAGGCCUCAGGAUGUUGAAUCCACUCAUGCGAUUUCCAUCGGUGUGGAUAAAUGCCAGGAUAUUUUGAGAAAUUGUCUGGCUAAAGGGAUCGACGGAGUUUCAUUAGUAGAAACAAAUGAAUCAUUGGAACCAUUAGCCAUUGCAAAAUUAUUAGCUCAUCAUGUUAAACAGCAGAAUUAUAAUGUUGUCCUGAUGGGGAAACAAGCCAUUGAUGAUGAUAGUAACAACACAGGUCAAAUGCUGGCUGCGUUACUUAAAUGGCCGCAAGCGACAAACGCUUGUAAAGUUGAAUUUAAUGAUUCAAUGACUUCUUGUAAAGUGACUCGUGAAAUUGAUGGUGGUGAAGAAACUUUAGAAGCCAAAUUACCUUUAGUGAUCACUACAGAUUUAAGAUUAAAUCAACCUCGUUAUGUUGGUUUAUCUAAAUUAAUGAAAGUGAAAAGGGUUAAAAUCCCUAAAUUAUCUAUCACCAAGGAUUUUCCUCAAGUCGAUACAACAAAUAAACUAAACGUUUUAUCCGUCGAUGAACCACAAACAAAAUCUCCUGGUAUCAUGCUAAAGAAUGUAGAUGAAUUAGUAUCAAAAUUGAAAGAUGCUAAACUUAUUUAA